AUGAAUAAAUGCGUGUUCAUGACAGACCGUGUUAUUUUCCUUGGAUAUGUGGUGUCUAAGGAUGGAAUUUCAGUUGAUGAGUCCAAGGUUGAAGCUAUUUUAAAUUGGCCAAUCCCAAGGAAUAUUCAUGAAGUGCGUAGCUUUCAUGGGCUGGUGUCCUUCUAUCGCCGCUUUAUUCCUAAUUUCAGCAUUCUUAUGGCGCCAAUAACAGAUUGCAUGAAGGCCGGACAUUUUCUAUGGACUGAAGUUGCAACGGAAGCUUUUCAACAAGUCAAGCAGAAAAUAACUUCAGCUCCCAUCCUUAUCCUGCCAGAUUUCACUCAACCAUUUGAGUUACAUUGUGAUGCUUCCAAAAUUGGCAUAGGUGCUGUACUUAGCCAAGAAGGAAGGCCUGUUUCAUUUUUUAGUGAAAAGCUGAGUGGUUCUAAGUCAAAUUACUCCACUUAUGACAUUGAGUUUUAUGCCAUAGUUCGAGCACUUAAGCAUUGGAGUUCUUAUCUUGCCUACAGUGAGUUUGUUCUUUAUUCUGACCAUGAAGCUUUGAAGCAUAUUAACAGCCAAGACAAGCUCUCCUCUAAGCAUGCAAGGUGGGCUGCUUUUAUUCAACAGUUUACCUUUGUUAUCAAGCAUAAAUCAGGAUCUUUAAACAAGGUUGCCGAUGCCUUGAGCCGUCGUUCAACACUCUUGGUUUCUAUGCGAAAUGAGGUACUUGGUUUUGAUUCGUUUCGUGAAUUGUUGUCAUCUGAUCCAUAUUUUGGACCAAUACUUCCUGAUGUUGGUAUUGGAAAGCAUACAGAUUUUGUUUUGCAUGAUGGUUUCCUAUUUAAAGGAAAUAAAUUGUGUGUUCCUGCCAGUAGCCUACGCUUGAAAAUUAUUCGAGAAUUGCAUAAUGAAGGUCAUUUGGGUCGUGACAAGACCUUGCAGCUUGUGAUGAAUACUUACUUUUGGCCUUCCAUGCGGAAAGAAAUCACCAAAUUUGUGGAGGGCUGUCGUAUUUGUCAAAUUUCCAAAGGUGUCGCUUCGAAUGCUGGCCUUUAUAUGCCACUUCCUGUUCCAAGUCAACCAUGGACCAACAUUAGUAUGGACUUUGUCCUUGGUUUGCCACGCACCCAACGUGGAAAUGAUUCCAUUUUUAUUGUUGUAGAUAGAUUUUCCAAGAUGGUCCAUUUUUUGGCUUGCAAGAAGACUACUGAUGCCAUCAAUGUUGCUCAAUUGUUUUUUCGAGAAGUUUAUCGUCUUCAUGGGCUGCCUUUGUCCAUUGUGUCAGACAGAGACACUCGCUUUCUUAGUCAUUUUUGGCGUUGUUUGUGGCGUCUAUCUAACACCAAACUUGAUUUCAGCAGCGCUUACCAUCCACAAACCGAUGGACAAACUGAAGUCGUGAAUCGAUCUUUGGGUAAUUUAUUACGAAGUUUGGUGGGUGAACAUCUAAAGUCUUGGGAUCAGAAAUUAUAUCAAGCAGAAUUUGCUUUUAACCGCUCAGUUAAUCGCAGCACUGGCUUUAGUCCAUUUCUUGUCAAUUAUGGCUACAAUCCCCGAGCUCCAAUUGAUUUAGCCCCUGUUGCUGAUUUAAAGAGAGUUCAUGGCAAGGCUGAAGAUUUGAUUUCACAACUCCAAAAUGUCCAUCGCACAACACAACAGCGCCUGGUGGACGCUACUAGCAAGUAUAAACAUGAUGCUGAUAAGAAGCGUCGUUUUAUGGAGUUUAAUGUUGGAGAUUUUGUUUGGGCCAUUCUUACCAAGGAUCGUUUUCCUGUUGGUGAAUAUAACAAAUUGGCUGCUCGCAAAAUUGGACCUGUGGAAAUUCUUGAGAAGAUUAAUCCGAAUGCUUACAGAUUGAAGCUUCCCAGCCAUAUUCGCACGUCUGAUGUGUUCAAUGUGAAAUAUCUUGUUCCUUUCCGUGGCUCCAACUCCGAUGAUGAUCCAAAUUCGAGGGCGAAUUUUUGUCAACCCAGAGAGGAUGACGCAGUGAGUUUAGCAAAUACACACAUGGACCAUUGGGAUCAUGUUCGUGUAUGA
Prunus armeniaca (apricot) is the source of this 2019-nucleotide messenger RNA. Lineage: Eukaryota; Viridiplantae; Streptophyta; Magnoliopsida; Rosales; Rosaceae. The record is from the annotation of a GenBank genome assembly.